Molecule: messenger RNA, 1805 nt
Organism: Carassius carassius (crucian carp)
Lineage: Eukaryota; Metazoa; Chordata; Actinopteri; Cypriniformes; Cyprinidae
Product: serine/threonine-protein kinase pim-2-like
Exons: 8
Coding region: 377-1606 (409 amino acids)
Biological process (GO): protein autophosphorylation; regulation of mitotic cell cycle; negative regulation of apoptotic process
Cellular component (GO): cytoplasm
Molecular function (GO): ATP binding; protein serine/threonine kinase activity
Source: RefSeq, a predicted model, not a curated record
UAACGUGAACUGGUCCGAGUGUAUUUUGCUAUUGGGGAACAUUCUGGCUUUCAAUAAACAGGCAUAUGUUUAGGACGUUUGAGUUAUCAGAUUUUUACUUUGUUAAAAAUGAAACUAAGGUUUUUAAAAAAUGCGCACGAGACUCGCGCUCUGCUGUGUUCUAUUUCGGAACGUUCGUGCAUUGUGACAUCACUCAGCAGUCCCUUAUAACCGCGCGCUCGCAGACUGUCUUCACAGUCAGAGACAGUGAGAAUCUGAGCGAGUUUGAGUGCUAGAGAAGAUCUACAUACGAAAGUCUGCAGACACAACACACACAGUGUACAGACUAAAGUCUACUAAACACUCGAGAGUUUGUCCACUCACUCUCAGCGUCACGAUGUGUCCAGCAUCUGAGUCCGUGUCUAAUGAGACAGAAGCGGCUGCGUGGCUGGAUAACAUCAGCUUCUGCAGCGGCUUCUGUCAGUGGAUCGACGAAGAGUUGAUCGAUUCACUGCCAGCUGACUCCCAGCAGCCUGUCGAGUCAACAAGGGCUUCAGAAGCAGAAGCAGUGAGUGCACAGCCUUCUGCUGAGAAAAGCCCGACAGAGAUUCGUACUGGAGGCAGCAGGAGGAGCAGAAUCCAUGCGUUCUUCAAGAGAGCCUGGAAGGCCGUGAAGAAGCCGUUCCUCCGCUGCAGAAGGACACGAGUGGAGUCUGAUCCCGAACCGGCGUCUGUCCCGGGACCCUCUGAGCUCCAGAACGGGCCUGACACCGAGCCCACAUCUGCUCCAGAUCUCCCCGACUGGAGACCAACUACCAAGUCUUUGCACAAAUUGUACACAAUGCAAGAUUUGAUAGGAACAGGAAGCUUCGGCAAGGUGUAUAAGGCAAUCCGAAAAUCAGACGGCCGAGAGGUUGCCAUCAAAACAACGCGGAAAUGGAACAACUGCUAUUCUCUUCAAAUACCUGGUUGUUCCAGACGUCUGGCUACAGAAGUGGGGCUGAUGCUGAUGUUGAGACGUCCUCCAGUGUGUCCCUACAUCAUAGAAAUGUACGAGUGGUUCGAUCGACCCCUGGUCUUCUCACUCGUUCUGGAGUUCCCUCAACCCUGCGUGACCUUGCGAGAGUUCAUCAUGGAUUCGUCAGGACUGAGUGAAGCGGUCGCACGUGGCUUCAUGCGUCAGUUAGUCCUGGCGGUGCAGCACUGCAUAAACCACCGCGUGUUUCAUAAUGACGUCCAUGCUGACAACGUCCUGGUGAACACCGACACUCUGGAGCUGAAGCUGAUUGACUUCGGCUCCGGUCACCUGCUUGACAGCACUGGAUAUGACAGCGUCAAAUAUAUAGGAGCAUUCCUGUUCUGCCCACCAGAGGUCUUCUCCAAACCCAAAUACUACGCCGUCCCAACAAACGUCUGGACUCUAGGUGUGACGCUGUACAUGAUGGUCAACAUAAAGCUGCCUUUUUCAAGUGUCAAGCAAAUAUUGAAAGCCUGUCCUUUCCCUUGGAAAGCUGACCUAUCCAGCGCAUGCAGUGAUCUGAUCCACCAGUGUCUGGAGCGCAGUCCAGCGAAGCGGCCCACGUUAGAGCAGAUCUUACAGCACCAAUGGUUUGAAAGUCAGCUCUAGGAUGAAGGCAGGCGUGGGAUCCUUCUGUCCUCUGGGUCAGACGAAGAGAAGAUCUGCAGUUAUUCUCAUUAGAGUGAGGAUCAAUAAUACUGUUCCUCAGAGGACACACAACAUCCAGUCGGCUGAAGAACCCUGGACUAGACAGAAAACACAACUCAGAGACAGAAACAAUGUCUCAUUCUCUCGAGAACAUGAACCA